This is a messenger RNA of Dichomitus squalens LYAD-421 SS1, 753 nucleotides long. RefSeq lists its product as uncharacterized. The coding region runs from base 1 to 753 and encodes 250 amino acids. The transcript is spliced from 4 exons. NCBI's taxonomy places the organism in Eukaryota, Fungi, Basidiomycota, Agaricomycetes, Polyporales, Polyporaceae. The record is from RefSeq and is a predicted model, not a curated record.
AUGUCGUACGCAUCCGUUGCUGCUCACAAUGCCCCGCCCCCUUCUCAACAGCCCCACCCGGACCCUGCUCUCCUCACCACCGAGCCUCCGAGCGCAAGCAACAUCGCAGACGACGCCGCAAAGGUCAACAUCGUCUCGCCCGACUUCAAGCGUCACCCCGCAACGAAUACGUCCGUACAGGACAUCCCCUCGGACGUCUCCACUCCUGGUGGCCAGCCAAGCAAGCGUCGUCGUUACCGCGACGAGGUCGAACAGGAGGGACUCUACCUCUAUAACCUCGCAAAGCAAUAUAUCCUCCACCCUGCCGUCGCCGGCGGUCUUCUAGGCCUCGUCAACAUUGGCUUGAUCUCGGGAGCCGCGUACAAGUUCUACAACGACCCUUACCUCAGGCGCGAUACGCGUGCUAUCGUAUCAGCCGUCGCCGGUGCUUUCACUUUGUUGGGCGUGGAGGGCUACGCCGCCGAGAAAUACCGCGAGACGCCCCGGGGCCAACGCGAAGCUCAGAAGGCCAAGAAGGAGGGUGCCGCACUCUACCGUACUGCACGCGAGUAUAUUCUCAGGCCGGGUGUCCUCGGUGGCCUCCUCGGUGUCGUGAAUGCUGGUGUCCUUGGCACUGUGGGAUACUUCUCGUGGAAGAACUGGGAUAGGCCAUCUUGGGACAGGCGUGUCGUCUCGGCGGUGACCGUUGGCCUGCUCACUCUUUGGGGCAGUGAAGGGUAUGUUUUCCAGCAUGGUCAUCGUUACCUCCUCUAA